This is a messenger RNA of Nematostella vectensis (starlet sea anemone), 2187 nucleotides long. RefSeq names its product FAD-linked oxidoreductase DDB_G0289697. Gene Ontology annotation, molecular function: FAD binding. NCBI's taxonomy places the organism in Eukaryota, Metazoa, Cnidaria, Anthozoa, Actiniaria, Edwardsiidae. Bases 134 to 1462 code for a protein of 442 amino acids. The record is from RefSeq and is a predicted model, not a curated record. The transcript is spliced from 8 exons.
GGAACGCCUUGGCUAUUAUGCCAGUUUUAAUGAUUUGUUCACACCGUCAAUUAACACGUUGUUUUUUAACUACCUCCUUUUGUAUAUGUGAUUAGAGAAGUGUAAAGAAAUGCAUUGCUGGCUAAUGUAAGAAAUGGCCGACUUCUCUAUUUUGAGUUCGGAGAUCAAGGGAAAAGUUGUCCUUCCGGAAGAUAGUGGCUAUUCCCAUGAAAUCAAGAAAGUUUGGAACGCUGUCCUUCUAAGCAAAAGACCGCUUGCAUUUGUGAAAGUCAAGUGCACAGAAGAUGUUGUCAAGACCGUUAAAUUCUGUACUGGGAAUCAGUUGGAUUUGUGUGUGAGCAGUGGUGCAACAGGUGACCUUGCGAUUGAUGACGAUGCAGUUGUCAUUGAUUUCUCACAUAUGAAAGGUGUAACUGUUGACAGGAACAAUAAGGUUGCAACAGUCCUUCCUGGUUCUAGACAAAAUGAUGUUGACAGUGAGCUAUACAAGCAUGGUUUUGCUAUUCCUCUUGGCUCGUACUCGCAGCUAGGUGUGGCUGGACUCACUUUGAUUGGUGGGAUAGGUUUUCUGGCCAGCAGUUAUGGCUGCACUUCAGAUAACCUCUUAAAACUGGAAGUGGUAACAGUUGAUGGCGAGGUGCUGUCUGUCAGUGAAGAUGAGAAUGAGGAGCUUUUUUGGGGAAUGAAGGGUUUUGGAGCUAACUUCGGCAUCGUGACAUCACUAGUGUUUCAAUUGCAUGAGAUGCCGCAAUGGAUUGUGGGUGGAUGUUUGUACUAUUCCAUUUCAAACGCACACGAGGUGUUCCGUAGCGUGCGUGACUUUCACGUGACUCAAGCAGAUGACAGGCUCUCUAUUUACAUGAUACUACGCCUGCGUACUACAGGGCCUGAGAUCAUAGUCCGUGUAUUGUUCAAUGGUCCGCUAAAAGAUGGAGGAAGACUGGUGCAAGAUCUCGCUGACGCAACCCACCCCUAUAAAAAUGACGUCGGCCCAGUCCGCCACGACCAGUUUCAGGCGGGAGGGGACUGGAUGUUCUCCCCUGGGAAAUACUACUACGGUUCUGCGGGGCAUUUUGUCAAAGAACUUAGUGAUGAAGUUAUUGACAACGUCAUUGAAGCCAUGUUAAAAAAGAUCCCUGGGCCCAGCAAAGAAUUCGCAGAUACCAUCAUCUACAUGAAUACCUACGGCGGUAAAAUGGACCAAGGAAAACCAGAGCACAGUUCCUUUCCCUUUCGAAAUACAAGGUUCUGGGUAGGAGUUCUUGGUGCUGUCUCAACGAUAGAGUUAUUCAAGGACCUGCAGACUUGGGUAGACGGGGUACAAGAAGUCAAUACUGCGCAUGGCCUUCCUCCCUUUGGAGACUACGCAGAACAAGCUAACCGCAGGCUCAAGGCACUCAAAAAGAAAUACGACCCUGAAAAUGUGUUAUGCAGAAACCUUGUUCCUAUAUUACUAGAAUAACAGAUGUGUAUAAUUGCAAUGAACUGUGGUCUAUUCCACAAAAACUUCCUAUAUCAUUGGAAUGAACUGUAGUACUCCUCGCAACCUAGCAACCUCGUCACUCUAUCCAAAUGAAUAGGGGACUUGAGAUUCACGACGGCGGAAGGGCGACUACGGCGCACGUUCGAUUGCGCGCGCACGCUUAUCUUGCCGGCGUCGCGUCCUGUUCAGGACGGCAUUUCACGCUUUUUCACGUCCUCUUCAGGACGGGACGCCGGCAAAAAUUAGCGUGCGCGUGCAAUCGAACGUGCGCGAGGCGGCGUCCUCUUGCCGGCGUCGUGGAUCUAAAUCACCCUAUUUCUUCACUGAGUUCUUGUCCUAUGACAACAGAUUGAACAGUUAUGUGUUUAGCAUAAGCUUCGUCGUUACGUUAUUGGAAGAUGUAGGAACUCCUCAGAAACACUGCUCUUAUAUCACGGGAAGAACAGUGUUAUGUGUUCCUCAGAACCUCCGUUCCUUUAUCACAAAAAUGGGCAUUGUGGUCCUUAAAAACGUCAUUCCUUUAAUGAUUGAAAUGAACCUUAAUGGAAACCUUGUUCCUGUUUCCGUUCCCUGAUAGCAAAAUUUACACCCUUGAAACGUCGUGAUAUAUAUCAUGUAUAUAUUUUUAAUCAAAAUGACGCAAAUAAUUUUUCUACAUUGAUUUAAUGAUUAAAAUGCUAUUAAAAUGCUACUAAAAAGCUGAA